Messenger RNA from Colletotrichum phormii, 1176 nucleotides. RefSeq names its product major facilitator superfamily domain-containing protein. Gene Ontology annotation, cellular component: membrane. Gene Ontology annotation, molecular function: transmembrane transporter activity. The transcript is spliced from 7 exons. Lineage: Eukaryota; Fungi; Ascomycota; Sordariomycetes; Glomerellales; Glomerellaceae. The coding region runs from base 1 to 1176 and encodes 391 amino acids. The record is from RefSeq and is a predicted model, not a curated record. Gene Ontology annotation, biological process: transmembrane transport.
AUGACUUCUAGCGAUUCCGAGGGGUCGGUACGGUCGUGUAUCAACGUCGCCGUACUUCCCGAAGACCUAGCCGCUGCCUUCUACCCCGAGGGCGGUACCCAGGCAUGGCUUGCCGUUGCGGGCUCCUUCCUCGUUUACUUCGCAUCUUUCGGUGUCGUGAACAGCUUCGGCUUCUUCCAGACCUUUUAUCAACAAGAGUACCUGAAGAAUUACUCGCCCACCGCCAUUUCCUUCAUCGGAACCCUGCAGAUCACCCUGAUGUAUCUGUCGGGUGCUGUUGCCGGAGCACUGUUUGAUCUCUACGGUCCCAAAUGGCUCUACCUGUUCGCUGCCAUUGGUGGUGCCGGCUCCAUGCUUGCGACAUCCUUCACGCAGCCGAAUGCAAUCUGGCAGCAAUUUCUGGUCCAAUCUCUUCUCUUCGGCCUCACAGUCGCCUAUGGAGUGCAACCCGCUCUCACGGUUGCAGGGCAGUAUUUCCACCGCAAGCGUGCUCUGGCCAUGGGAAUCGUCGCCUCCGGUAGCAGUUUCGGAGGAGUCUGCCUGCCAAUCAUGUUCUCCAAACUGAUUCCCACCAUUGGUUUCCCGUGGGCACUGCGUGUCGGGGCCCUGAUUAUGGUCAUCUGCUACGCUAUAGCCAUAGCCGUCUCCUCGUCCAAACGACCCAAGAGGAAGAUGAGAUCUUUUAGGGAUCUGCUUGACUACAAAGGCUUUCUCGACAUCCGAUACUCUUGUCUCUCGCCGGAGCAUCUUUUUGGUCGCAUCAUCGGCGGUCACUCGGCGGACCGCAUCGGACGGCUGAACUUUCUCUACCCCAUGAUCCUUCUAUGUGGGCUUUUGUGCGUGGCGAUGUGGCUCCCUGCUACAACCCCUGGCGUUCUGGCUGGCUUUGCCUGCCUCUACGGCUUCGCAUCUGGGGUUUUCAUCUCAGUCAUGCCUGCCGCCACCGGCCAAAUCAUCCCUGCUGAUAGGUUGGGCGCAAGGCUCGGCGCCUUUGGCACCGUUACGUCUAUGGCGUUUUUGACUGGCAGUCCAAUCGCUGGCGCGUUGAUUACAAGCGAGACCCGAGCCGGGUACCAUUCUCUGAUCAUCUUUGCAGGGUGUUGUCUGCUCGGAGGAGGAGCCAUCAUCUUCGUUGCUCGACUCCUGCACGACAGAAACCUCAAAAGCAAAUGGUAG